Messenger RNA from Peniophora sp. CBMAI 1063, 2016 nucleotides. NCBI's taxonomy places the organism in Eukaryota, Fungi, Basidiomycota, Agaricomycetes, Russulales, Peniophoraceae. The record is from the annotation of a GenBank genome assembly.
AUGAGCCUCCGCGCGGCAGCGGCCGCAGCAGCGUCGCACAAAGGCAAAGGCCGCGCGACAUCCAUCGACGACGAGCCAAUAUCUCCAAAUACAGAGCGCACUCCGCUACUCGCAGGCUCAUCCACAUCUUCCUAUGCCACCGCCUCCUCGUCCGGGGACCCCGAGGGUCACACCCGACCACACCGAUCGCCGUGGAGAAGUCUGCUCACUGCUCUGCUCGCUAUACUCUGUGUAUCCUUCGUAGUCGGCUUUUUGCUUAUAUUGCUCGCAUACUCCUACGCGGCAGAGGCAUCCAAAGCACCGCCCGCCGACCUCCUCGCCCGCGCACUCGCCCUUCGCGGGCCAGACUCACUUGAUGUAUUAAAUAUCACGCACACACCAGAAGGAACGACGGAGAUCUACGUAGAAGUGGGCGGGAGGAUAGGCGUCGACGCAGGCGCGGCGCUAGGCGUGAAGGACGACCCGGACGACAGCGUCUUCCAGAGCGCCUGGAAGGGCUUGGGGAGGUGGGGCAUCGGCCGGCUCUCCUCCGCCAGCGUCGCACUCGACACAAUAUCCAUCUCCUCUCUCGACGGCGUGCACCUCGCCUCGAUCGACCUCCCGCCAGUAUCUGUGCCUCUGAACCCGGCACCCCCACGAGGAGACGGGUGGUUGGCGCCCGUACGCGUUCCAUUACGUGUAAGGCCCACCGACGACGUCCAGGCGUGGAUAGACUUUGCGAAGGAGUCCUGGCAGAAGGGAUUCGUCGCCGCCAAGAUCGUUGUGCCGCGCGUGGCCGUCUCUGGAGGCGGGCUGCGCGAAAGGAGCUGGAGGAGACUCGUAAAGGCGGACAGGACGGACGUUGCGCUUUCAUUAAGGCACAGGAUCCCGCACUUACCCGGCCUGCCCGCACCAGGAUCUGGUGCUCCCCUACCCGCUCCGCGCGACCUCGUAACGCUCAAAUCGUUCAACCUCCACCCCUCAAAGUCCAACUCCACCGUCCCAGGUCAACGACACAACAGAACACUCGCACUCGACGCCAAAGCCUCGCUCCUCAACCCCGUGCCAGAAGAAUGGAACAUCAGCCUCACGGUGCCCUCGCUACCCUUCACCGUUUCCCUCCCCGGCCCCAACACCUCAUCGGCCGCGAUCCCACUCGCAAACGUCUCGACGACCCCAUUCGGACUCACACAUCCGAACAUCACCCUGUCGCUCUCAGGCUCCCUACUCCCCUUCCUCGCCUCCGCCUCGCCCGUCCUCGGCGCCCUGGUCCAGAACUACCUCGCUCAGCUCCCCUCGCCCGUGCUCGUCUCCACACCGCUGUUACCCUCGUUGCAGCUCGAAGCGUCUUUCCCGGGUCCCAAUUCAAAACCGAAAGUGCUGCGAGAUGUCAAGCUAGAGGAUAUGAAGAUUAAGCCUGUGGGACAAAAGUUCCUCGCGAGCGGGAACGUGUUGGCGAGGGUUGUGUUGCCUAAAGCGAUGAACGUGCCGUUGGACGUGAACGCGGUGUUGCCGGAUGUGCUUGUAUUCGAUGGGCCCGUACCUGGAGAGGGAGAGGAGGAAGAUGCCGAGGAUGACUUCGGUUGGGGCUUCGGCUGGGGAAGGAGGAAGGACGACGACAAUGACGACGACAACGACAGCGACGUCCCGCCCGCACCUCCCCUCCCCGACCCCCUCCCGCCCCGCGCAUUCGCCCGCAUCCGCCCCGACACCUUCCUUGAUGCCACAUCCGCCCCGGGCCACCCCACACCCGAAGAACGCACCGAGCCGAACGGCGUCGGCACCGUCACGCUCGUCCACGCCCGCAUCGAAGACGUCCCGCUCGAAGUCCUACCUGGCCGCCAGCGCGAGUUCGGCGACUUUGUGGGCAAGGUCGUGUUUGGGACGCAUGGGGCUGUUGCGGGUGUGAGAGGGACGGCUGCGGUGAGGGUGCAGAUUGGCGGGUUGCCGGUUGUUGGUGACGGAGAGGAGGGGGAGGGGGUCGUGUUGAGCGGGUUGCCGUUUGAGGGGAGUGUGAGGGUGGGGAAGAAGGCGUAG